This is a messenger RNA of Ilex paraguariensis (yerba mate), 2792 nucleotides long. NCBI's taxonomy places the organism in Eukaryota, Viridiplantae, Streptophyta, Magnoliopsida, Aquifoliales, Aquifoliaceae. The record is from the annotation of a GenBank genome assembly.
UGAUUUGAAUUUAGGAAAAACCCCAACCCAGAUAUCAGAUAGUUCGGGUUGGAGUAGGCAUGAGUUCGGGUUCGCCCGCGAAGUCGUAGUCCUAGCCAAUGGCUCUGUCACUUUCCCCCACACCCCACGACAUGGAUGGCGAACUUAGGUCAGAUGACGCGGCGACUCAGUCGGAGGAGGUGGUGGUGGUGGCUGAUGAUGUUGUCGCCGCGUCGACCUUGUCAGAAGUGGUGGUGGCUGAUGAUGAUGCCACCCCAAUCCCACCAAAAGUCUUCAUCCAUCGCGAGCUCGGAUCACUUGACACAGCGGCGACUCUGGCGGAAGUGGUGGUGGCCGAUGAUGAUGCAAUCGCCGACGGUCAUCCUCACUCUCGUAACCAUCAAAUUCCAUCAACACUGGACACCAAGGGGAAGGGCCGAUGGGGGACUCUGAUACUUGCUUACAAGACAUUAGGAGUCCUCUUUGGUGGGCUUCUGACCUCUCCACUUUAUGUUUAUCCUUCAAUGCCAUUGAAAUCACCAACUGAAGAUGACUACCUUGGAAUCUACAGCAUCAUGUUCUGGACCCUCAGCCUAAUUGGUAUUAUAAAGUAUGCUAGCAUGGCUCUCAAAGCUGAUGAUCACAGUGAAGGUGGAACAUUUGCGUUGUAUUCGUUACACUGUAGGAAUAUGAACAUUGGAAUUAUUUCUUCCAAACACACAAAUUCAAACUCAAGCCUUUCACGUGCUAACCUGUAUGAGAGCUCUGAAAAGAAAAGUAUGCUCGGCAAAUUUCUUGCAAAAAGUGUAGUUGCCAGGAGGGUCUUGCUUUUUAAUGCAAUACUAGGCAUGUGCAUGCUAAUUGGUGACGGUAUACUUACUCCUGCAAUCUCAGUGUUAUCCGCAAUUGAUGGCAUAAGAGUUCAUUUUCCUUCAGUCAGCAAAUCUUUAGUCGAAGGCCUCUCUGCCAUAGUUCUUAUUGUUCUGUUCUUGAUACAAAAGUUUCGAACCUCGCGAGUCAGUUUCCUUUUCUCCCACAUCAUGACUGUGUGGACUCUCACCACUACGAUUGUUGGAAUUUAUAGUAUUAUACAUCAUUACCCAAGUAUAUUUAAAGCAAUAAUACCGCACUACAUCUUCCGCUUCUUCUGGAAAAAUGGAAAAGAAGGCUGGCUGUUGCUUGGAGGUACUGUGCUUUGCAUCACAGGUUCUGAAGCAUUGUUUGCUGAUCUAGAUCAUUUCAACAAGAGUUCCAUUCAGGAGGUGUACUUAACUCUCUAUCUAUUGGAUUUCCAUAUGUCCGUUGUUUUUGCAGUGGUUUCUAACACCUUUUCCCAACAGAUAACAUUUUUGUUCACUAUAUAUCCGUCACUGGUUCUGACAUAUGCGGGGCAGACGGCAUACCUGAUCAGAAACCCAAAUGAUCAUGAUGAUGGGUUUUACAAGUUCAUACCGAUGACAGUUUAUUGGCCUAUCUUUAUCACAGCCAUAUUGGCAGCUAUAGUUGCAAGUCAGUCACUGAUUUCAGCCACUUUUUCUGUUAUCAAGCAAUGUGUUUUACUUGAUUAUCUCCCUCGUGUUAAGGUGGUGCACACAUCCUCCAGCAAAGAAGGGGAUGUUUACUCUCCAGAAGCCAACUACAUCCUCAUGAUUCUUUGCGUUGCUGUCAUUCUUAUUUUUCGAAAUGGGAACAAUAUCGGGGAUGCCUUCGGUGGUGUUGUUAGUAUGGUCAUGCUCAUCACCACCAUACUGCUGACAAUAGUAAUGAUCAUUAUUUGGAGAACGUCACCAGUUCUUGUCUCCUUUUACUUUGUUGUAUUCUUUGUGGCGCAAGGACUCUAUGCCAUUGCCGUCUUUACCAAAAUUCCGUGUGGUGGGUGGAUCCCGUUUGCCAUUUAUUUUAUUCUUGCUUUUAUUAUGUUUGGCUGGCACUACGGGAGGCAGAGAAAGAUGGAGUAUGAGUUAACCCAUAAGUUAGAUUUACACAGACUAGAAGUGUUGUUAUCUGAGACAGAUGUUCAGAGAGUUCCUGGGCUUGGCAUCUUCUAUAACAAUGUACAAGAUGGACUUACCCCAGUUAUUGGUCAUUAUAUAAAAACCAUGAGAUCUCUUCACAAGGUUACUAUUUUUAUGACACUUCGAUACUUGUUGGUUCCUAAGGUUGCCCCACAUGAGAAGAUUGUUGUCCAGAAACUGGGCCUCAAAGGUUUAUAUGUGUGUGUGGUUCAGUACGGCGAUGCAGAUUUUCUUAAUCUUGAAGGGGAUGACUUUGUUAGUCAAGUUACUGACAGCUUGCGAGCUCUUAUACAUGAUCGCUCUGAUCGUGCACACCCAGUUGAUUUAGAGGAUGGUGAAAUUUCGAAUUUGGAUGAGGCAAAGCAUCUUGGUGUGGCUCAUAUUCGAGGGAAAACAAGGUUUUAUAUAGGCAAGAAUUGUAGCUGGUUUGACAGAGUCAUGCUUGCAUUUUAUGAGGUUAUGCACAGUAAUUGUAGGUCUGCACUGCCGGCUUUGGAGGUGCCACUAGCUCAGCGUAUUGAGGUUGGAAUGCUGUAUGUGGCCUGAAAACUAUAACAUAAUUUGAAAUUCAUCUUCUUUUUGCUCUGGGGAAUUCCACAGAAGUUGGAGUGUUGUAUGAAGGAUUGAAAAGUGGAUUGGACCACAACAUUCAUAACAAGUUUGAGAGGUAUCAUUUUGCCCAUGUACUCUCAACCCACAUACAUAUGAAUGUGUAUAUGUAUUACUGGAUCCAAUUAGUUCAAGUAUCUGUUGAUAUACAACUUAAUCGCGAAUUAGAACUAAAUUUAGUGUGGGUUG